Lactuca virosa is the source of this 1068-nucleotide messenger RNA. The record is from the annotation of a GenBank genome assembly. NCBI's taxonomy places the organism in Eukaryota, Viridiplantae, Streptophyta, Magnoliopsida, Asterales, Asteraceae.
UAGCUGACUGGACAGUAGAUCUCUCUCUCUCUCUCUCUCAACACAGUGGUUUGGAAGUAGACAGUUCCAACGUGAUUGUCAAGGAGAGAAAAGAAGGAUUUUGAAUGGUUCUUUAAGAUUUUAAACAACACCCAUGUAUUUAAACCUGUAAAAGACAACUUUUAGGAAAACCUUUUUGAUUUCGAAGGGGGAAAAGAGAUGGGAAGUUGCGGGAGGAAUGGAGCAGUAAGGCAAUACAUAAGAUCAAAGGUUCCAAGACUUAGAUGGACUCCUGAUCUUCACCGGUCUUUUGUUCAUGCCAUUGAUAGACUUGGAGGUCCUGAAAAAGCUACACCAAAGCUUGUUCUUCAUAUGAUGGAUGUAAGAGGACUCACCAUUUCCCAUGUGAAAAGUCAUCUUCAGAUGUAUAGAAGCAUGAAGAGCGAUGGAAAUAGACAAGAAGAUGAAGAUCCCAAUUCCAUUGGAUCACACAACAGAAGGCAAUCUCUUGAUGAUCAUCAUGAUGAGUGUCUUGAUCAUGACCAUACCAUUCAUCCUCACAGCUUCAUUUACACUCCCCCCUCUAAAAGAAAAGAGCAAGAAGAAUCAAUUGGGAAUCUCAGAUGGCAGCAGCAGCAGCAGCCUCCUAUUUCUUUUUCUUCUUUCCAACAUUUUAUCUUGCACCCCUCCUUUACCCAUGUAAAUCCUCUUCACCCAGAAUCUGAUUUCCUAAAGAUUCCCAAACAAGGAGAUGGAAAUUCUGGAUCGUUUAAGAGAAGGAAAAUGGAAAGUUCGACAAGCACUGAAGAUGAAGAUGGAUAUGGAUUAUUGUUGACACUUUCAUUGCCUCACCCCUCAACACAAAGGAGUAGUAAUGCUUCAUCAACGAGUGAAACCAGUGAGGUGUACUCGAAGCCUGAUGUAAACGAUGGUUCUUUGAACAAGUGUAGUGUUAAUUUAGACCUAUCUAUUGCCUUUUGUGGCAACUGAAUAUAAAUUAAAUAGGUUUUUUUUUUCUUUUAAAUGGAAUUGUUUCAUUCCACAUUAUCCUUUUUUAUUGUUUUAGUAACGGCUUUAACUAGGGUGGCA